UUCUAAUUUGGUGCUGGUUAGACAAAGAUGGAGGCUGCUAUUGGAGAACUGGUGUCCAAGUUCAAAGUGUACGCAGGCAUUGAGGGCUCGUCCAGUACUCUGAGCAGAGAUGAGUUUCACAAAAUGGUCACUGCUGAACUUCCUAAUUUAGUGGAGAGCACUGAGUCAUCUGCCAUUGACCAACUUAUGACAUCCCUGGAUGAGAACAACGAUGGACAACUGAACUUCUUGGAGUUCUGGCAGCUGAUUGGACAACUCGCCGACAAGCAUGCCAGAGCCAACCAAUAGCAUUUACCUGCCUAACUAUUGAGUUUCGUUUGCACUACAGACAAAAUGGGAAUAUUUCCAAAUGUCUGUGUCAAGCGCUCUCGCCUUUUUUUUUCCCAGCCUCGACGAUUACGCGCACUGUCACUGGAUAUUGUUCAACUAUUUCAGCAAUAUUGAAACCAGUCCGCCUGUUCUUUAAGCACACUCACAGCCCCACAUGCCUGUGCUCACAAGUCUGUAACAGCAGCAGCCUUUUCUCCUUGUUUUCUUGGAAAGUUUUUUUGCAGUUUGGCACGUCUCCCCGCGCGCACAGACACCGCUCCUGCGCACUCUUCUCCAGACACUUUCUGCCAAAACAAGAAAAUAAAG
This is a messenger RNA of Periophthalmus magnuspinnatus, 636 nucleotides long. RefSeq names its product protein S100-A13-like. Lineage: Eukaryota; Metazoa; Chordata; Actinopteri; Gobiiformes; Gobiidae. The transcript is spliced from 2 exons. Gene Ontology annotation, molecular function: transition metal ion binding; calcium ion binding. Bases 28 to 288 code for a protein of 86 amino acids. Gene Ontology annotation, cellular component: perinuclear region of cytoplasm. The record is from RefSeq and is a predicted model, not a curated record.